AUGUAUAGAGCCUGGGUGGGGACCUGGAGACCCCAUCGCCCGCGGGGCCCCGUAAUGGCCCAGUUCACUAGCCCGGGACCCAAGUACUCAAUCCCAGGGACAACAGGUUACCUGAAACACGAUCCUACCAAAAAGCGAGCCCCUGCCUACACAUGUAGCGGGGCAAAACCUCCUGUGAAAGAGGGCUGCUCUCCAGGCCCUUGCUACUACGUGGAGCCCUCCAUGACCAGGACGGGCAAGUACACUGCUCCAGGAUACGUUAUGUGCGGCCGCCCCAAGGUGACCACGGAGACCACGCCUGGGCCAGGUGAUUACUUCACAGAGAAGUCGGAAAAGCACAUCUAUAAAUGUGCUCCCGCGCACUCCAUGUCAUUCAGGCACAAGACCAUCGCGAAAGACAUCUCUCCAGGCCCCAACGCCUACACAGUCCCGAGGGUGAUGGGACCGAACACAGCGUACACGACUGCCAGUCCGUGCUAUUCCAUGAAAUGGAGGAAUAAAUUUGGUCUCUUUGAGGAAGACUUCUGCAAAACGCCGGGGCCUGCUGCCUACCGGAAGACAGAAUUGGAUGUAUAUAAAACAAGAGCUCCCAAGUACACUAUGAGAGCCCACAGUAAACCAAUAGUAGAUAAAACAGUAAAACCAGGGCCUGCAGACUACUACAUAGGAAAGGUGACGCUGACCAAGGCGCAAGCCCCCGCAGUCACCUUUGGCAUCCGACAUUCAAAGUACAUGACCCCUCUGAUACUGGACAGCUGA
Molecule: messenger RNA, 759 nt
Organism: Struthio camelus australis
Lineage: Eukaryota; Metazoa; Chordata; Aves; Struthioniformes; Struthionidae
Source: RefSeq, a predicted model, not a curated record